Molecule: messenger RNA, 11262 nt
Organism: Grammomys surdaster
Lineage: Eukaryota; Metazoa; Chordata; Mammalia; Rodentia; Muridae
Gene: Phc3
Product: polyhomeotic homolog 3
Exons: 16
Coding region: 324-3320 (998 amino acids)
Cellular component (GO): PRC1 complex; nucleus
Molecular function (GO): zinc ion binding; protein binding
Source: RefSeq, a predicted model, not a curated record
CGGAGGGCCGCAUUCUUGUGUAGCGCUGUGAUGCUAUGCUCAGAGAGCGACUUGAAACUUCAGGUUCCUGGGUAGGCCUCUGGCAUGCCAGAGCUGAACGCGGCAAGUAUUUCCACGGCAAGCCCCUGCACUCCCCGAAGUGUUCUUUUGGAACCAGGCCUCGAAAUGUAAAGCGAUGGUUUGGCCAGUUGCACUCAACCGAUGUUUGGAAUUAAUGUCUAGGUUCUCUGACCAUUUUUGGUUAGUCAGAACUACUUGUCGUCGUCGCCGCCUGUGGGCUUGAGGAGCACAGCUGAGCAGAGUUUAAGGACCACAGUACAGCUAUGGACAGUGAGCCGAGCUCCGGGACGUCUGUGUCGACAACAGCCAGCAGCACCACCACCACCACCAUCACCACAUCCUCCUCUCGAAUGCAGCAGCCGCAGAUCUCUGUCUACAGUGGGUCAGACCGACAUGCUGUUCAGGUAAUUCAGCAGGCCUUGCACCGCCCCCCCAGCUCGGCGGCUCAGUACCUUCAGCAGAUGUAUGCGGCUCAGCAGCAGCACCUGAUGCUGCACACGGCCGCUCUUCAGCAGCAGCAUCUAAGCAGCUCCCAGCUCCAGAGCCUUGCAGCGGUCCAGGCAAGUUUGUCCAGUGGAAGACCAUCUACAUCCCCCACAGGCAGUGUUACACAACAGUCAAGUAUGUCCCAGACAUCUAUCAACCUCUCCACUUCUCCUACACCUGCUCAGCUGAUGAACCGUUCCCAGGCUUCCAGUUCUACCAGCGGCAGUAUUACCCAGCAGACUAUGCUACUAGGGAGUACUUCUCCCACCUUAACAGCCAGCCAAGCUCAAAUGUAUCUCCGAGCUCAAAUGCUGAUUUUCACACCUGCUACCACUGUGGCUGCUGUACAGUCUGACAUCCCUGUUGUCUCGUCGUCACCGUCACCUUCCUGUCAGUCUGCAGCUGCUCAGGUUCAGAAUUUAACAUUACGCAGCCAGAAGCUGGGUGUCUUAUCUAGCUCACAGAAUGGCCCACCAAAAAGCGCUGGUCAAACCCAGUCCUUGACAAUCUGCCAUAAUAAAACAACAGUGACCAGUUCUAAAAUCAGCCAACGAGACCCUUCUCCAGAGAGCAAGAAGGGAGGAAGCCCAGGUCUGGAAUCUCGGAGCACAGCCGUCACACGGACAUCAAGCAUUCACCAGUUAAUAGCACCAGCUUCAUAUUCUCCAAUUCAGCCUCAUUCUUUAAUCAAACAUCAACAGAUUCCUCUUCAUUCACCACCUCCUAAAGUUUCCCAUCAUCAGCUGAUAUUACAACAGCAACAGCAGCAAAUUCAGCCAAUCACCCUUCAGAGUCCAAGUCAAGAGCCACCCCCGUCCCAGCACUGUGUCCCACUCCCAAACCAUGGCCUUUCUCCGGCUCCCAGUAAUGCCCAGACCCAGCAUUGCUCCCCAAUUCAGAGCCAUCCCCCACCUUUAACUGUGUCUCCUAAUCAGGCGCAAUCUGCACAGCAGUCUGUGGUGGUGUCUCCUCCCCCACCUCACUCCCCAAGUCAGUCUCCUACUAUAAUUAUCCAUCCACAAGCACUUGUCCAGCCACACCCUCUUGUGUCUUCAGCUCUUCAAACAGGGCCAAAUUUGCAGCAGGCGACUGCUGAUCAGGUACAGUCCACAGCACAGCUGAAUCUUCCAUCCCAUCUUCCACUGCCAGCAUCCCCUGUUGUACACAUUGGCCCUGUCCAGCAGUCUGCCUUGGUGUCCCCUGGUCAGCAGAUAGUGUCCCCAACAUCACACCAGCAAUAUUCAACUCUACAGUCAUCUCCAAUUCCAAUCGCAACCCCUCCACAGAUGUCGGCAUCUCCUCCAGCUCAGCUCCCACCACUGCCCUUGCAGUCUAUGCAGUCUUUACAAGUGCAGCCUGAAAUUCUGUCCCAGGGCCAGGUUUUGGUGCAGAAUGCUUUGGUGUCAGAAGAGGAGCUACCUGCUGCAGAAGCUUUGGUCCAGUUGCCAUUUCAGACUCUUCCUCCUCCACAGACUGUUGCGGUAAAUCUACAAGUACAGCCGCCGGCACCUGUUGAUCCACCAGUGGGAAUGCAUUUGAACCAGUGUCAUCUGCACAAAGUUUUUUCUCUUAAGGUUUAUCAAGUAGAAGAUGUGUGUGAGGAGGAAAUGCCAGAGGAGUCCGAUGAGUGUGCAAGGAUGGACCGGACCCCCCCACCCCCCACCUUGUCUCCAGCAGCGAUCACUGUGGGGAGAGGAGAGGAUUUGACAGCCGAACAUCCAUUGUUAGAACAAGUAGAGUUGCCUGCUGUGGCUUCAGUCAGCGCUUCCGUGAUCAAGUCUCCAUCAGACCCCACCCAUGUCUCUGCUGCUGCGCCUCCACUCUUAAUCCCUGCUGCCUCUACUCGGAGCAGCAGCACUUCUCUGGCCAGCAGCACUCCCAGCCUGGAAAACAAGCCUCCACAGGCUAUUGUGAAACCACAGAUUUUGACCCAUGUUAUAGAAGGUUUUGUGAUUCAGGAGGGACUGGAGCCGUUUCCUGUGAGUCGUUCAUCAUUGCUGAUAGAACAACCUGUGAAAAAAAGGCCUCUUUUGGAUAAUCAGGUGGUAAACUCUGUGUGUGUUCAGCCAGAGUUACAGAAUAACACAAAGCAUGCAGAUAACUCAUCUGACACAGAGAUGGAAGACAUGAUUGCUGAAGAGACAUUGGAAGAAAUGGAUAGUGAGUUACUCAAGUGUGAAUUCUGUGGAAAAAUGGGAUAUCCUAAUGAAUUUUUACGGUCCAAACGAUUCUGUACAAUGUCAUGUGCCAAAAGGUACAACGUUAGCUGUUCUAAAAAAUUUGCACUUAGUCGUUGGAAUCGUAAGCCUGAUAAUCAAAGUCUUGGGCAUCGGGGCCGUCGUCCAAGUGGCCCUGAAGGGGCAGCAAGAGAACAUAUCCUUAGGCAGCUUCCAAUUACUUAUCCAUCUGCAGAAGAAGACUUGGCCCCUCAUGAAGAUUCUGUGCCCUCUGCUAUGACGACCCGUCUGCGCAGGCAGAGUGAGCGCGAAAGAGAGCGUGAGAUUCGAGAUGUGAGGAUUAGGAAGAUGCCUGAGAACAGUGACUUGCUCCCAGUCGCACAGACGGAGCCCUCCAUAUGGACGGUCGACGACGUCUGGGCCUUCAUCCAUUCUUUGCCUGGCUGCCAGGAUGUUGCAGAUGAGUUCAGGGCACAAGAGAUUGAUGGACAGGCCCUGCUCUUGCUAAAAGAAGACCAUCUCAUGAGUGCAAUGAACAUGAAGCUAGGCCCAGCCUUGAAGAUUUGUGCACGCAUCAACUCUCUGAAGGACUCUUAACAAGAGUGAGGCUUUGUGCCUCUCAGCCCAUUCCUCUUACUAGGCGAAGGUAAAGCCUCGUUGGACUGAGACUAUCAGACUGAUGGGGGAAGGCCAAGUGCAUUGGGACAGCCAUGGCCAGUGCCGACAUUUCUCUUCAAAUGUCCUAACUCAUCAUGCAUUUUCAUAAUUAGAGUGCAUCAGUGACAUUAAUUUUACCAGUUACAUGCUACACUGAAAGACUUGUUACAGAGGCCCAUAUUUUUCAAAGAAACAUGCUAUACUAGAUAAUUUUUUAAAGGUAAUGUUUAUCAUUAAUAUAAAAGAAUCCUUUUAAAAAUUAUUGAUUUACAUUUCCCCUCCUUUAAUUCUCUUUUCUUAUAUGUUUUUCUACCCUGUUAGUUUUCUAAAUGUUGUCAUAGAGAUAUAGCAUAAUUUAGGAGCCCAUUGACAGAAUUGAAUGCAGUGAAAUACCAGUGUGUUUUAAAAAGCGUAUCUUCCAGACAAAUGCUUUGGCUGUGAAAAGGGAUUGUGUGUUACCCCAAGCAGUAUUUUUGAAGUUCUCAAGAGUCUCUAGUCUUUACCAGGUUGGCAUGACUGACAGUUUUCUUCCUGGUCUGUACAUUAAGAGCAAUUGUUCUCAGUGGAGAACUUGUCCUCCAGGGGACAAUUGGCAAUAUCUAGAGACAUUCUGGUUGCCACAGCUUGGGGUUGAGUUUUGGCAAGGGUUGUUAAAGGAACUGAGGUGUGGCAGCCAGCAGAGAUGUUGCUGAAUAUCCUACAGCACAUAGGAUGUCCCUGUCACCAAGAGUGACGUGUUAACAGAUGCCAGUGGUUCCAUGGUUGAGAAGUCUGGGUGAGCAAAGCGCUGCGUGUUGCUCUUUCCACCUGCAGGGACAUACUUAAAAGAUGGGCUGUUUUGAGGAGGGAUGUGCAGUGAAGGAUUAGCCAGUGGCACCAGAGUUCAGAAGUAGGUUUUAGUUUUACUGUAUACUAGAAAAAAAAGGAAAUCCAUAAAUUUGGGCUAUAGAACUAGGUUAACUCACAGAUCAUGUGACUGUGAUGUGGCACUGGCCCAUGGUCACCUCUUCCUGACUCUUCUGUGCACUGAUGAAGGUGCUAGAUAUAGUUCAUGCAGUGGAGAUGGGAUCACUUCCUUGAAGCAACCCUGCUGAGUCUGGCUAGAAUGCACAUGUCUUUCUCCCUUACUAAGGCUGUGGACUCUUCCCACAAAGAAUUUAAAGUGAUUUCUCUUAAUCAAAAGUUUUCAUUCAACAGUUUUCUGUUGGACAUUAAGCCAAAUUUUUCUGUGGAUGCUCUGAAUCUUUAUAGUGCUGGGCAUCAAAAGAUUUGCUGAUUUUGUUUGCUUUCUCUAUCUUUACUACAUAUUUGAGAAAUCUGAACAGUUGAAGGGACAUGUACAUGUCCUUGGCACAGAUAUAAGAGACAAGAAGAGUCUGAACUCAGUCAUCUUUACAGCACUUUUCAGAGAUUGUGUUAAGUUAGUAGAAGACUAAAAAGAUGUCACAAAGACAUCACAGAUAAAUUUAUCUUUUGGCUUUGUGUACAUUAGAAAAUGUUGGUUAUUUUUAUACAGAAAUAUAGUGGAUAAUUUUUUUAAUCUUUAGAUGCCUCUUGUUUGAAUGUAUGCUUUGUGUGAUUGUUGGUAUAGUAGUUUUAAGAGUUGUUCACUAGUAAUCCUGUGUAGACUGAGAAUGUGUAAGCUCAGGCUUCUGUUUCAGAAUACAGCAGUAUAGUCUAGUCUACGUUACAUAUUUCUUUGUAUUACCUUUGGUUAUUAAUGUUUCAAGGAAGGCAGGUACUCUAUGGUCAUCUGCAUCUGUCAGUACUGAGUCAUCAUGGCGGGAUUGUCAUGCACGGUCCUCAUUCUCCUAGCAGAGGUUACGCAGCACUAAGAGAUUGCCUGCCAUAACGAAGGAGGUACAAAGGCACAUUCCUCUGGAAUUAAAACUAUGUUGUAGUGAUCCACAGUGAAUAAGGAUUGUCCCGUAUAGACUUCUAGCAAUAAUGCUCCCCUCCUACAAAUACUUACAUAGAGCCUUUAAGGCAUUAAUUCUGCACUUGUACUAAAAUCAGCCCAUUGUGUGCUUAUGAGAAACCCCUAUGACUAGCACUGUCCUUAAGCACCCCUAGAGAGUUUACAUAAGGGGUUUCUCUUUGGAGAAUGCCUUCUUCUCCUUCAUCUUAGAAGUAGUCCAGAUCUUCUGUUGUCUGCACUUAAAUUUAAUUAGCAAAUACACUUUUUUCUUACAAGUGGGUUUAUUUAGAAGUGGCUCAUUUGGUGUGUGGUAGUUCUCCCAUUGCUGCAGGUACUUCUGUCUAGGUAAUUUUCAGUCAUGCUAAUUUGAAAGCUUCAAUUACAUGGAAUGGGGACACGUACCAUGUUUCCCCGACUCCUGAGCAUUCGGCUGUUCAGUGUGACAUAGACAGGAAGAACGCUGACUUCAUUUCCUUUUGUAUUGCUAAGCACUUAAGAACUUUCUUGGAGAAAAGAAAAUGACAAGCAGGAAGGGAGCACGGCUUCUUCCUAUUUUGCUUACUGAUUUUGCCUUUCCUGACUCGAAACCCUUCAGCCACUGUGGGACACGUUUUUCACAUGUUAUUUGUUUUAAGUUCUGUGUUUUUAGGAAAAUAAACAGCUGGCUUGUAAAAGUUACUUUAUAUGACAAUACUUAGAUACUUUGCAUAGACACAUAUAAGGCACAGUGACAUAGCUUCAUCAGCAUAGCAAGGAGUGCUGCCUUCAUUCCUGACACCUUCAAUGACAGUGACUGAUGGGCAUAGUCACUUUUGCAGAACUGUAAAGUCUAGGUUAAAGGACUGUCACCUGGGAGUAGAGGUGCCAGAACAAGAGGAGAGCAUGUUAGUGAAGCAGCCAGAGAGUGGCAGAGCAGAGGGACCUCCCACUCCGCUCAGUUCCCCCAUGCAACCCUGAACGCAUUUCUGCACUUUGGAGGUUACAAGUCAUGAUUUACCUGAAUGCAUAGAAGGGAUUUUCUGUGUUUUAGGAAUCCUGCUGCUUUCCUAUUUGUUUCUUGUGUUGGAAGGCUGGUGUGUGAAACUGUAUCGUUACCAUGCCUUUGAAUAACUAGUCACAGUCAGUCUUUAGAUAUUAUGUGCAAAAUUUAGUCACAUAUCUAUGACUACAUCUUGGAUUAAAAUCUUUCACAGGACUCAUUUUCUCACAAGCUUGUUAGGUUGUUUCUCAGCAGCUGUGUUCAGUAUAUGAAAUCUCUGACUAGUAAUACUCCUAAAGCAUUUCAGAAAUGUUUCAACUAGAGAGGCUGCCUAAAUGUUGUAGUUUGAAGACUUGGGUAAUGCCAGCAACACUUGUUGCUGACUGGUACUGUUAGCUGCCAUGGGAUGGCCUCAUCUUAUUUCCUGCACUGAGCCUCAUCUAGCUUCAAUCCCACCUCCAGUCAACUACACAGACUUUCUUCUUAGUUCUUUACUUGGGGUUGGGUAGUAUCCUGGCUUGGAGAUCUUCAGGCUGUUGUAAUGGGGCGGACCUUUAUGACUUCACCAGUUGUUUUUCAAUGAAAGUCUUGUCCAUCUAUGCAAAUUGUUUCCUAGUUUCUUGUAUACCAUAUGUCUAACUGUGUGACUUGUUCCUUAAAGGUUUUUUUUUUGGGGGGGGGUGCCGUGUAAAGUAAGAGACAGAUGAGAAGAUGAUAUUGCUAGCUAAAUGACAUUUAUCUCAAUGAUGAUCCUUAGUAGCUUAGCAUAAUCCUUGGUGAUGGAUGGUUGGACAAGGUGUGUUUGUUGUUUUGGUUGUUGGUACUAGGGACUGAGUCAGGGACUCAGACUCCACCUCUGAGAUUGCAUACUAUAUUUUUUGCUUGUUUGCCUAGACUAACCUGAAAUUGUGAUCCUCUGACCUUCUCUCAAGUGCUGAAUUUUAAGGUCUGUGCCACCAUGCCAAACCUAGCCCCUGUGGUUUUAAAUUGUCAAGAUUUGGCUGUAAUCAAAUUAGUUAUUUCUCUUUAUCACCUGAUCUUGCUCUGAGGAGUGCUGAUAUUAAUAGUACCAUGUGUACCCAAGUUGAGUACUACUGGAUUUUUGAAGAUGAUAAUCAAUCAGAGGGAAAGAAUCUGUCAAAAUGUAGGAGUUUGUUAUGAUUGAGUGGCCAGAAUACAGAGGCUUUUCCACAGUCAGAUAUGACAGCUGGCUCAGCCUUGCAGCCAGUCAUAAGGGAAGGAAGACACUCUAGGGCAGUGCUGUGUUCCAUUCUGAGCACUGGUGACUGCAGCUGCAGGUUUCUCCUGACUGGCGGGUCUAGUCAGCACAAGCCUGCCCAUUGUCUUGGUGUAGAGCGGAAUGACUGAUGACAUGAACUGUUGGAACUAAACGGUCAUCAAUACUGAUAUCAGCACUCUAUUCAGAGUGUUUCAUUUCGUCUCAGAGAUGGGUUUUGAGUUUAGAUGAGUACACGUAAGUACUAAGGAGAGUAAAUGUGUUUUGUUAUUCAAACGUAGCGGUAACUCACUGAACCAACCCCUUAAUGAAUUCUCUGCGAAGAUAUUUCUGGUGUUAGAUUAUAAAAUACUUUGCCAAAUAGUUUCUAGUUGAAAUAAAAGCUGUUUUCCAAUUAAAAAUGUUGAAAAUGAUAUUGACAUUUUAAAAAGUAGCCUUAAAUGGUAAGGCCUUAUCAGUUGUACAUGCAACUGAUUUACAUUAUAGAGUUAAAGUCUACUUUAACAUUAUACUAAGACAAAACUUUCUUUUUUUCUUUUUGAAAGUUACAAGAUAUCAGUUUAUCUACAGUUGUUACCAUCAUGUAGAGGAAAACAUUAGGAGGCCCUGGUCCUCUGUUGACACACACAGCUUCUCUACAGCAGUCUCAUUAGCACACACUCUGGCAAGUGCCAUAUCUAAGGGAAAUUAUUUCCACAAGGGUCUUAUUUUCUUUCUCCUUUGAUAGCUUGUGGAUAUUUUAUUUUAUUUAAAAAUACAAUUUGAAUAUAAUGUUAGGCACAAAAUGAGCUUCUAUAUAACACUUUAUAUUUUAGGCAGAGGUCUUUCUGGUUUUUUUUCAAGUGUAAACAUACUGCUGUCUAUGAUAGUCCUGAUAUCGGGCAUAAAUCUUUAGAAUGAGAAAAUUUAAAGUAGUAUGUAAUGAAUGAAUUUUAAUUAGAAAUCAGUAUAAAUCUAAAACAUUAUUAUGCUAGCAUGGCAUGGUUUUAAUGAAAUGUAAGAGGGAUGUAGUUAAGUCCUUUACACUGUCUAACUUAGUUCCAGUCAUCAUGUUAGAUAUUCAUAGUACCUGUUGCUUUUUGGCUUAAUGGAACACACCAGUGCUUUGUGGACCUUUCUCUGACAGUGGUGAACGAGUAGUGGGGAUUAGAACAUCAUUCAAGGGAACAUGAACCCACUGAAGAAGGAAGGGACUUUUUAAAUCUUGCCUCAAGUAAAUGACAUAUGUACAGUGUUUAAAUCCUUAUACAUAAUGUCUGUGUUAAAUGUCUUGGUAGUAUUAAAAAGUGAGCAAAUUACAACCUUUCUUCAGUGAUAACAUAAAUACACUUGCUGCAUUACUGUGCUGAGGAGAGAGGAAACGCGAGGCUGGGAGCCUUGGUGUUACUCCAGAUGGCAGGCCAGCCCUGGGACACGCUGGGCAGCUGUUUGGCUUUUAAUCUCAUUUCAAUGUAUAGUGUGAUACCUGCACUACUAAAUAAGCUGAUUUUUUGGGGGGAGUCUUAAAUUGUUUUUGAAGAAACAUUCACCCCGAGCUUUAAUACCCAUGCUCUUACUCAUUCAUUUGUAAACUGUCUGAACACUUGGCUUAUGUGUGGAAUAUACAAACCAAAAAAUAACAAAGUCUUCUGAAAUAAAUUCUGUGCUGCUUAAGCAUGUAUGUAAUUACAACCAGUAAUUAAUAGUAAUUAAUUAACCAGGACUGCCCUGCUGUCUGGGAACUGGGGUUUAAUAACGUCCGAGGGCUAAAUCAUAUCGCCACUCUCACACUUCCAUCUGCGGGCCAUCUCCUUGACUGUUAACAGUCAGACUAGCUGCCAUGACCGACGGUGAGACUGCUGUGACCGGCAGUCAGGUCCGUCCCUGUAUGUGGUGUGUGGGUGGCAGAUGCAAGAAGCCCAUGUGGAAUCAUUGUGCAUUUUUAGUUGCAAAAGUUUAUAUCUAGUGUUGAUGAUAGUGGAACAGUUUUCCAAAACAAUCAUCUAAAAUGAGGCAGAGAACAGGCUGCUACUGCUGCCUCUGCCUUCUCCACAGUGCCGACUGUACUGUAGUGUGUUAGAGACAGCCACCUCUCAAAGACAGGGAAGACCCAGAAAGGAAAUGCAGAACUGGUGACAGAAGGCAGUUUCUAGCUAGGCUCACACCUUUAAUCCCAGCCUUGGGAGGCCAAAGCAGACAGAUCUCUGAGUUUGAGGCCAGCCUGCUCUACAGAGCGAGUUCCUGCAGAGCCAGGCUACAUAAAGAAACCCUGUCUCAAAAGCCACCACUACCACUAAAAAGCAGAUCCUGCCUGUGCUGGCAAGUAUUUAAGAAGUGAAGAUGGAGUAAGAGUCACUUUAAUGGGGGUGAAUUCCUAUGUCACUCUGUGGUUCUGUGAAUCAGGUUGUAAUUCUUGCUUUAAAUGCUAACAUCAGUUGCUACUCACAUUCUCUAUAAAGAUAUAAAAAUAUAUUUUAAAAACUUUUAUGCAUCAUAGCUAUAGGUUUUUAAAGUGGGGAAAUGCCCAAAUAAAGUGUUACAUGACAAUUGAUAAUGGAUGCUUUCAAAUUGAGGUUGAGGUUUCUUUAAAGUUAUAAUUAUCUACAUAGCCCACUAAUCUGGUCUUUGUAAAGUGUCUCACAAUUCUGGUUACUUUAAGUUUUUGAAAGUAUUCCUAAGUUGUAUCCUGUGCUGAUUAGAUUUCUGUUGAUUUAUGCUGUUCUUGUGUCUGUAUUCUUAGAACUUGAGAAUUCUGCUGAGAGUACAGUGUAAUUUUUGUGUAUGACUCCCACAUUGAUGGAGUAAACUGCCAAUCACCUCAUUCAGAAGAUGGGUCUUGGUUUGUACAGUCGGGGAUUAAACAUCAGAAUUCAGAAAUUCUUGGAAAGUACAGGGAUUGUGCUAGAAAUGAGGGUUGUACAUUGCAGACAGCCAUGCACAGGGGCCAGCUGCUGGACUUCAAGCCUCUUUGAUUUGGCUAGAAUGCUUUGCCUUUUUACCACUUAAAAUGUGUUUCACAAAGGCAGGUUGUUGGGAUUAACUGUAUUUUUUAAUGUUUUAAACCCAUUUUUAAAAAUUCUUCCUUUUGGUUUUGACCAUUGUUCUAAAAUCAAAGUUUUAUAAUUAAAAAAAAAAUCUCAAAAGAUGAUUCAUGAAGGAAAAAAGCAUCACCAAGGGGGAAAGAAAACAUGUUUUAAUCUUAGAGAAAGCAAAUAUUAGGGUUAUAAUAGACGUGUCUUACAUUGGAUGUUGUAUUAGAGACCUCCUCACAGGAAAUGAUAUAGUUCUAGCACCCUUAGCAUAGAGUUCCUAGACUGGCGUCCAUAGCUACAGUUUUACAAUGUAUAACCUGAAAAUGAAGUUAAUUUUGCAUUAUAAGAGCACACCAUUAUCUAUGUAAAAAGUGUUCAUUGGAUGUAUUUUUUUAAGAAAAGAGAAAGCACUUUCAUAUUAAGUAGCAUGUGUGUGAAUUUUAGACUUCCUAUGUGUGUCUAGUCAGUGAAAUUAAAGGAGCAUCAGAUGUUUGCUGGCGAUGUUAACUGCUAAUGGAAGCACCUUAUCCUCUGCUGCUUAACCUUGCUUGGAUUGCACCUUUGUUACCUGCACACUUUCACAUAGAGUAUUGUAACAUGGCUUCGAGUGGGUCUGGGCAGAUGGCUAGCGGUGGGCCUACAGGAUCUUUUAUUUAUGUUGUUUAUAUUACAAUAAUAUAUUGUAGACCAAUUGUAACUUCAGUUCUUUACAAAUAAAAGCCUGACUGGUUAUUGAA